Molecule: messenger RNA, 233 nt
Organism: Meriones unguiculatus (Mongolian gerbil)
Lineage: Eukaryota; Metazoa; Chordata; Mammalia; Rodentia; Muridae
Product: metallothionein-1-like
Exons: 1
Coding region: 12-233 (73 amino acids)
Molecular function (GO): metal ion binding
Source: RefSeq, a predicted model, not a curated record
CAGAUCUCAGAAUGGACCCCAAAUGCUCCUGCUCCACCGGCAGCUCCUGCACCUGCUCUAGCUCCUGUGUCUGCAAGAGCUGCAAGUGCACCUCCUGCAAGAAGAGCUGCUGCGCCUGCUGCCCCGUGGGCUGCUCCAAGUGUGCCCAGGGCUGUGUGUGCAAGGGCCAGUCAGACAAGUGCACACGCUGUGCCCGAUGUGAGGACACGGCUGCUCCCACGUGGAAAUGGUAG